AUGGGACCCCCGGGCAAUAGAGGAUCAUGGGGCCCCUGUGUCCUUGCCCACACUUAAAGCACACCCAAAAAAGCAUAUAAAAAAGAUGAGCUUUGAAAACCCUUCUCUUCAGAGAAGCCUAUUCUGUCCCCAACUAACAACUGUACUUUUAUUUUCUCCAUCAGCUCAUCCCCACAGGCAGUGGUGGACUGACAACUCAUGGAGCCCCCGGGCAAUAGGGGAUCAUGGGGCCCCUGUGUCCUUGCCCAAACUCAAAAAAGCCUAUGAAAAAGGUACCAGGGGCAUCUCAUGGGGCCCCCUACUGACCCCGGGCCCCCGUGCUGUGCCCGAGUUUCCAAAUGGUCAGUCCGCCCCUGCCCACAGGUAUUACCUUUUGUAU
This is a messenger RNA of Staurois parvus, 379 nucleotides long. Lineage: Eukaryota; Metazoa; Chordata; Amphibia; Anura; Ranidae. The record is from the annotation of a GenBank genome assembly.